Molecule: messenger RNA, 2817 nt
Organism: Haliotis rufescens (red abalone)
Lineage: Eukaryota; Metazoa; Mollusca; Gastropoda; Lepetellida; Haliotidae
Exons: 4
Coding region: 172-1710 (512 amino acids)
Source: RefSeq, a predicted model, not a curated record
UUGCAGAUCCGCAAUGACUCAGCAUUAACCAUAGUAACCCACGCGCAGAACAGGAACUUCCGAGCAUGCGUACUUCGCUGUGCGGCAAAAACACACGGAAGUGCCCUACGUUUUUUCCGCCACAAAUCAACGUCACACCAGCGAUUCUAUUGUAUCAUUUCUUCGUACCAAAUGCCUGCCAGUUGCUGCGCUAUCGGCUGCAGUAAUCGUGGGGGUGGGGAAAAUCACCAUAAAUUCUUUCGAAUUCCGAAAGAGGAAGAUGUUCGUAAGAAAUGGAUUUUUGCCAUUCGCCGCAAAGACUGGACACCAACCGAAUAUUCCCGCAUUUGCAACGAGCAUUUUCAGAAAGGUCGUCCCUCAAAGGAUCCAAAUGAUGCGGACUAUGUGCCAAGUCUGUUUUCCUUCAAAACAGAGAAUGCUGCUACCACAAAACAGAGAAUAAACAGGCAGAACCGUUUGAAAGAGAGGCAAGAGAACGCUCAGCGCAGUGUAGCUGCAUCAGCUCUUCUGUCUAUUGCUAGUAUUGAUGAUGAUAACAGCCCUGUCAGUGUGAGUGUCCAGACUGAUCCAAUGAUGACAGCUCGAUCUUGCUAUCCUGCAUCAUCGCAGACUAACAUACAGAACCGCGAGAUCGAAGACCUGCUUUCCUGGAAAGAAUAUGCCUUGCAUCUUGAGAUGACCAACCGUGUCCAGGAGAAGUACAUCAGCACAUUGGAAAAGCAAGUUGACCUCACACAGACCCUAGUUCAGUCCUUACAAGUUGACAUAUGUAAAUUGAAGAAAACUGUAUCAGAGCUUAAAGUGGAAAAUACCAGAGUAUGCUGCAUGAAGAACAUUAAAAAAACUAAUGACAAACAGUUGUCAUUUUAUACAGGUCUACAGAAUGUUAGUGUAUUUAUGGACAUUUGCAGCGAAACUUCUCAUCAUGUCAAUAGGAAGAAGAACAAGCUUUCUGAUGAGGAUGAACUCCUCCUAACUCUGAUGAAAUUGAGGAAGAAUUUAUGCAUGCAGGACUUGGCAUACAGGUUUGGUAUAUCUAAGUCAUCGGCUACGAGGAUCUUUCACGCAUGGCUUGAUGUACUGUACAUCCACCUUGGAAGACUAGUGUUGUGGCCUGAUACUAUUGAAAUGCACCUACCCAAGUGUUUCCGCAACAAGAUUUUCAGAAGAGUAAGAUGCAUCAUUGACUGUACAGAAAUCUUCAUCGAGAGAGCCAGUAACAACAAAGCCAGAUCCCAGACUUACUCAAGGUACAAGCAGCACAACACAGUGAAGUUCCUUAUUGGUAUCAGUCCAUCAGGAGCCAUCAUCUUUCUGUCCCCUGUAUGGGGUGGACGAGCCAGUGACAAGAUCAUAACUCUCACAAGUGGCAUCAUUGACAAGUUUGUGCCAGGUGAUGUUGUUCUGGCUGACAGGGGCUUUUUCAUCGACACUGAAUUAGCAACUCGAGGGGCACAGCUUAUGGUACCAGCGUACACAAAAGGCAAGAACCAGCUGUCAAGACAAGAAGUUGAAACAUCCAGAGUAUAUUCCAAUGUGCGGAUACAUGUAGAGCGAGUGAUUAACCGUUUGAAAGACUGGGGUGUGAUGAAAGGUCCUCUCCCUAUCACUCUUGUCAAGAAAGCGAACACUUCAACAGAGACCACUGUUGGAAAGAUGGUUCAAGUAUGCGCAGCUCUUGUGAACCUGUGUCCUCCAAUACUAGAAUAGUGGUCUACAUAGUAUACAUGUAUAUAACAUAAGUAUUGGUAAUGAAGUUGUGCUGAGUAGUGGAUCAAUUUCAGUUGACAUGAUAAACAUAAUUGAUCCUAGUACUAUUGCUAUGUUCUAUAUCCUUGUUCUGCUAAGUUAGUUUUGAACAAGUAGAUGUUAAAUUACCGGUACAUCGUAAACACUUUUUGAUACAAAAAAAAGGAACUGUUGAUGUUAUCAACAUUUAUUAAUGUACAGAUAUAUUCAGCUUUUUGUCUUAAUAUUUCAUUUAUCAUGACAGGUGAAUUAUAUACGCAUUGAAGCACAUGUAACACGUGUGGCGUCUCCUUGGGCAAGUGACUUUGUUUGAAAUGUGCCUCUCUUCACCUAGCAGUGAAUGGUUACCCGUUAGGAUGAGAUGACAAUGUGGUUGUUAACCUUCUAUCGCCUAAAAGGCAGCUUGGGUUGUAUACUGUAAACAGGGAAUUUUUUGCGACCGUUUUAUUAUUGCGAGUUUUGCGAACGAGACUCAAUCGCAAAAAUUAAAAAAGCAAAAAUAAGUAUAAAUAAUACAUACAUACUUUAUUCAUUGCAACACGUCAUCAAACGUUGAAAUCUUCAACCAGAACCACAAGUUACUCAAUAAGUUAAAAACACAAAUGAAUGCAGAAUGGUCACACAAUACAUCACAAAUGACAGUGUUAACAGACCAAUUAGUGUCACUGUUACCUCACAGUAAUCAAUUAUCAACACAUCAACUCGCAAAAAUAUCUCGUCGCAGUAUUGUCUUUGGUGUGGUAUUCGGAAUAUUUUAACGGCGAAGAAAUAAAGCUGUUUACAGUAAUCCCCAGGGAGCUGAGAAUGAUUCUUGAGUGCACAUUGACCCAGUGACCAGGGUAAUAGCGCUUUGAGCAUGCCCCUGAGUGGGGUGGAAACAUGUGCAAUAUAAAUAGCAUAUUAUUAUUAUAAUUAUUUAUCACAUAUAAACAAACUAAGAAAUUAGGUGUUUAUAUUUGCUGCAUAUCACUCUUUCCACACAAGUGCUACAACUUAAGUGCUUCCAAACAUAAUUAUUGAUGUGUGAUGUGUAACAAUAAGUUCAUGAACAACUGAACAUGAUGUAGA